Molecule: messenger RNA, 756 nt
Organism: Closterium sp. Naga37s-1
Lineage: Eukaryota; Viridiplantae; Streptophyta; Zygnematophyceae; Desmidiales; Closteriaceae
Source: the annotation of a GenBank genome assembly
AUGGAGGAUGGGGAUUUGCUAUUAUACGCGGACGCUGAUAGCACCACGAACGGGGAUCUAUCCCCGUUAUACGGCCUUGCAGCUGGUGACGGGGAAAGCUAUGCUUCUGGCGGGAUAGUGGACGGGCUUGUAUCGAGGAUGGCGUUGGUCGAAGGGGAUGACUCAGACGGCGCCGUUAACAAAAUUAUCAAAUGGUCUUUUAUUUCUAUCCCCGCUAACCCUUCCUCCCUCCCCUCCCUUUUCUACCUCAACUUCCCUGCUCACCUGACUGUCAUCCUUCCCCUCCCCACACAUCUUCCCCCUCCCCCGCUCCUACACAACUUUCCCCUUUCCCGCUCCCACACAUCUUUCCCCUCCCCCACUCCGACACCUUCCCCCUCCCCCGCUCCUACACCUUCCCCCUCCCCCGCCCCUACACAUUCCCACUCACCGGCUCCUACACCUUCCCCACCCGCUUCCCCCUCCCCCUCUCCCCUCUUCCUGUCGCACCAAACCUGUCAGGUCGAUGCAGGUUUCUCCGUGUGGCGGCGCGGGCGGCAGUCAAUCCAGUUCGCCGCCCAGUGGCUCGGGUACAUGGAGGACCCGCGCGUGUCAACGGACCUGCCGAACCAGCUGGGUCGGCCGAACCACGCGUGCUUCGUGGACCACCGGCACGACCAAUCCGCGCUGGGGCUACUGGCGAAGCGAUGGGGGCUGCACAUGUGGCCGCAUGACGUUGUGGAGGAGGUUAUUAGCCACCACUGGAACAAGGAGUGA